AACGACUCUCACAUCACAGGAAAUAUCACUGAGUUCAAGACUGAGAAUCUGACUGCUGUCACACAGAGACACAGCUCAACUUUGACCUUUAACCCUUCAGCUGAACACCACGGCACCGAUGUCACCUGUAAGGUCAGCUUCACAAACAACAUCACUACAGAGGAGACAGUGACUCUGAAUGUGACUGAUGUGAAGAAACCUCAAAUAACUGGAAAUAGAACCAUAAAGGAGGGCGACACUCUGCAUCUGACUUGCAAAACUUUCCCUUCGUCUCUCGUCAUGUGGACUCAAGUCCCAUCCAACAAAAACCUGCACAAUAAAACUGGAAUUGGCCCGCAGAACAAUACUGAAACAGCCACUAUUGUCAUCCAUAAUGUGACAGCAGAACAUACUGGACAGUAUGUCUGUACAGCAGUACACUUUAACAUGACUGUGUAUGCUAAUGUAAUUGUGACUUUGCAUCCAAAGAUCCUAAACAGCUCUAGAUGCAAAAAUAAGUUGGAGGUUCUGACCUGUGUGUGUAUCAGUCAGGGCUCUCCUCUACCCACCAUUGAAUGGCCGCUGUUAGAGAACCACCCUGAGUACUUUGUCAGUACCAGUGUGUCAAACCUUACAGUCAACAGCACCGUCAUCCUAACUGUUAAAAACCAGAAUAACACUGUUGAGUGUGUCAGCAGAAAUAAAAAUGGAGAAGUAAAAGGGAACCUCAUUGUGGACGAAGACAAAGAAGGAGAAGAAGGUCAUGCAGGUCAUAUAAUGAAAUUGUUAGGAGUUGUGACUCGGCUGGAAAUGAUCAUUACAUUUUUUAUUGGCGCUCUUAUAUCCGCAGUCAUUUGCUGCUUGGUGACAAAAUGCCACAGGAAAAAACAGAGGACCUAUGGAAAUGUGACUGAGACUCUGGAGAUGGUGACAAGUCACGAGGAGCCACUGAUUGAUGCUGGUCAAGCAGUGGAAGAUGAACAGGCCAUCGACCAAGAGGCAGCUGAAGCAGGAGGAGCUGUGGCGGCAGGGAAAUCAGAUGUGGAGUACUCCAACCUUGAUUUCUCCCUGAUUAAAAGACCAAAUCCAGCGGAGGCAGGGACAACACAAGGGACCCCAGAGACAGAGUAUGCUGAAAUUAAAAAAGAAAAAGCAAAGGAGAGAGAAGAUGGAGAGGGAAGAGAGGAAGAGGAGAUGAUAGGGGAGGAUGAGGAGACAAAGUAUUGUGUACCAGAUGAGGAGGAAGGUGAGGAUGGGGCACUGUAUUCCACUGUGAAGGAUGUAAUGGGUGAGGAUAGUGUUGCUUAGUUGUUUGAGAAAUACUUCUCUAAUUUGUUCUGAUGUGGUAACUUCUUGCUGUCAAAAGCCAAAAUGAGCCCGGUGGUAAGCCUCAAAUAAUUAACAUUGUUUAAGCAUCAUAAUAUAGUACAAGUCAUUUGCUGAAUCAGCUCUGCUCAUAGCACUGAUCACUGUAUUGCACUGUAUAAAAGGUUGUAUUAGUCUAGAUAAUAUUUUUUAUUAGUUUUUGUAGAUAAAUGUGUUUGGGACCAUUGACAGUAUAUAAUUAGUGGACAGGGCUUCCGCAUCUGUGAAGUGAAGCCAAUGUGGAAAAGUCUUAAACCUGCAUUCCUUCUAGUGGCCAGCAGGGGGCAGCUUCAUGGGUUGCAGAAAAACAAAAAGUCUGAUAGUAUUGAUGCUUAUGGGGAAUCAAUGACCCUACUUCUCACUUGAUUUGUUGGCUAAUUUAUUCCUAAUGCGUUUAUGGUCUUAAUCUCUAGUUUCAAUUCUUCUUCCAUACAGCAUAAUAGUAAUUUUUGUAAAUGAUGUUCCCAUUUAGAGUAAAAUACAUGAUAAAGCAGGGUAUGCUUUAGGGCGUGGCUACCGUGUGAUUAAGUCGUUUUUAGUGAGUCUGUCCAGUGCACUUUACGACUCAGAUCAGACUGUCUAAGUAGUGCAUCCCUGCAGCUGGCUAUGAAAAACCAACAUGGCGAUGGCAAUAAAGCAGAACUUGAAGUACACCACAAACCAAUGGACGAUGUCGAAGAUGUGUAGAAGGGUAUUUUGUGUUAUUGUGCCUUUUUUUGUAUAUGAUUUUUUUUUUUUAAUAUAAGUUUAUGCAAUGUACAUAGAAUGUUUAAAGUUGAAAUAUAGUAGUUAGACUUUCUGGGCCAAUCACUUAAUUGCUUCCUUCCUCAGAGGUAGAAGAUAAAACCACUCACAUGUCUGUGCAUUAAGAAUACAGCUAGCGCCAGCAGACAGUUAGCAUGAAGACUAGAAACAAGAAGGAAAAGAUAGCCUGCCUCUGUCUAAAGCUGAAAAUGCAUCUACCACCAGCUCUAAAGUUCACAAUUUAAAACUCUGUACAAAAACAGAAAACACACAGUGAUGUCCUCAUGUCGAGGUUGCCUGGCAACCUCAAUGUGACGAAAGUGUGUUACUGCACCCAGAUGUUAAUCACAGAUGAGAAAAGUGUUAACUUAGUUAUCAGAAAGACAAGGCUAGGAUUGCUGGCCAUUAAAAUGUUCUUUUAGGUUUUUGAAAUGUUGAAUUUGAGUCCAAUUAUUGUAUUUCAGAGGAAUUCACAUAAUAUAUUGGUGUAGAAAAAACAUAAAACAGCGCUGUAUUGAGCUGCAAGACAGACAGGAAAUGGUGGUGUGAAAGGAUGUGAGCCAAAAAUAACAACUGAAACACAUUUUGCAUAUACUGGGUUCCUUGUAAAAGGGAACAAAGCAAGAUUCUGCAGCUUUUCUCUCUUUAUAAUAUGUGAAAAUUCAUAUAACUGUUUUAUUAAUGAAGGAUAACAGAAUUAAACUGCCAACUGUCAGAUUGAUGACCAUGUUUUUUGUGUGUCUACAAGAAUGAUGCCUACAUCAAAAAUUUAAUUCUUUACAGGUUCUGCGUAUCAUCAUUAACUGACAAAUCUUUAUACCUGAAUUACAAAAUAGGUAGUCAUUUAAUUUCAUACACCUGAGCCUGAUCUGUCACACUUAAGGUUUAUAGUAAACUUAGGGCAAUAAAAAAAUACUUGGUUAAGGCUCUGACUUUAAUUUAUACAUCUUUAUCUUUUGUUGUUUUUUUUGUUGUUUUUUUUGGAAGUGUAGAGGAACAGAAAUCAUGUAAAGGUCAUGUAAAGUGAAAUUGAACCGUGGACAUUGCAGUAAUUUGGUGUGCGCCUUAACCAUUUGACAAUUAGGACACCUAAUAUCUCAUCUUCAACAUUGUGGACAGUGAGGAGAAACAGUAUUGUUAAUAAAUAUAUUUUCUAAGGUACUUCCUUGCCAUACUGAUGAGUUUUGGCCAUUCUUUAACAAUUGUGCUUAUUAGAAAAUAUUUUCAUUGUAAUAAUAUUCCUGCUAUUGCUUGAUAAUAAUAACAAUGUAAGCUGUUUUAAAAAAAUAAAUGCUAA
Molecule: messenger RNA, 3385 nt
Organism: Morone saxatilis (striped sea-bass)
Lineage: Eukaryota; Metazoa; Chordata; Actinopteri; Moronidae
Product: sialic acid-binding Ig-like lectin 11
Exons: 6
Source: RefSeq, a predicted model, not a curated record